Podarcis lilfordi (Lilford's wall lizard) is the source of this 762-nucleotide messenger RNA. The record is from the annotation of a GenBank genome assembly. NCBI's taxonomy places the organism in Eukaryota, Metazoa, Chordata, Lepidosauria, Squamata, Lacertidae.
AUGGAGUGCGGAAAGAGCUUCUGUUUCAAUGCAAAACUUAGAACACACCAGCGGACUCACAGAGAGAGAAAACAUUUUAAGUACAGGGAGUGUGGGAAGAACUUCAGUCAGAGUGGAAACCUUAAAUUGCACAAACGGACUCAGACAGGGGAGAAGCCAUAUAAAUGCAUGGAAUGUGGAAAGGGCUUCAGUGACAGUGGGCACCUUAGAAGACAUCAACGGACUCACACAGGAGAGAAACCAUAUAAAUGUAUUGAGUGUGGGAAGAACUUCAGUCAGAGUGGAAACCUUAAAUUGCACAAACGGACUCACACAGGGGAGAAACCAUAUAAAUGUAUCGAGUGUGGAAAGAGCUUUAGUGAUAGUGGAAGCCUUAGACAACAUCAACGGACUCACACAGGGGAGAAACCAUAUAAAUGUAUCGAGUGUGGAAAGAGCUUUAGUGAUAGUGGAAGUCUUAGUAAACAUCAACGGACUCACACAGGGGAGAAACCAUUUAAAUGUAUGGAGUGUGGAAAGAGCUUCAGUCAGAAUGGACACCUUAGAUCCCAUCAACGGACUCACACGGGGGAGAAACCAUUUAAAUGCAUGGAGCGUGGAAAGAGCUUCAGUCAGAAUGGACACCUUAGAUCCCAUCAACGGACUCACACAGGGGAGAAACCAUUUCAAUGUAUAGAGUGUGGAAAGAGCUUUAGUGAAAAUGGAAGCCUUAGAAACCAUCAACGGACUCACACAGGGGAGAAACCAUUUCAAUGUAUCUAG